ACCAUAAAAAAGUCCUCUGUGCCAGGGAAGCAACGGAGCGCCAAGACCCCGCCCCCGCGCAGGCCCGCACCCAGAGUUUACGCCGCCGUUUACGACAGGCCGGAAAGGAGUGGCUGCAGGCAGCACCAGCCUGAGUGGGGCCACCAUGGGGAAAAUCGCGCUGCAGCUCAAAGCCACGCUGGAGAACGUCACCCACCUCCGGCCUGUGGGUGAGGACUUCCGGUGGUACCUGAAGAUGAAAUGUGGCAACUGUGGUGAGAUUUCAGACAAGUGGCAAUACAUCCGGCUGAUGGACAAUGUGGCACUGAAGGGAGGCCGUGGCAGUGCCUCUAUGGUCCAGAAGUGCAAGCUGUGCGCAAGGGAAAACUCCAUCGAGAUACUGAGCAGCACCAUCAAAUCUUACAAUGCUGAAGACAACGAGAAGUUCAAGACGAUAGUGGAAUUUGAGUGCCGGGGCCUUGAACCAGUUGAUUUCCAGCCCCAGGCCGGGUUUGCUGCUGAGGGUGUGGAAUCGGGGACAGUCUUCAGUGACAUUAAUCUGCAGGAGAAGGACUGGACUGACUAUGACGAAAAGGCUCAGGAGUCUGUGGGAAUCUACGAGGUCACCCACCAGUUUGUGAAGUGCUGAACCCUCUUCCUGCACACUUGCCUCUAAGAACUGAGAAGGGACAAUGUGCCCCAAGCAGCAGAGCCCACUGAGGCUGGUUCCCUUAUCCCUCGUUUCCUGGCCGUUCUCCAAGCCCUCACAGUGUGCAUGCCAGGCUCUAUCACAGCUUCCCAAGCCCUGCCAAUAAAGCCCCUGUUUGUGCUGCAUUUGUGCAUGAAGGGAGAGUCAGGUAGCAGCCACCCUCUCUACAAAUAAGAAUUCAUGUUGGAGGUCUUUGCUUCCUGGCACCUGCCCACAGUAUAGAAUCUUACGCCUGAUCCAAUUUGCAAAAUAUGCAGGAGCACACAGCUCCUGAGGGAUCUCCAGCUCUUGGGGAAUGGGCAGGUCAACCCAGAGGCCCCAAGGUGUCAAAGGGCAGCUGAGCCUGUGGAAUGAUGCCAUGAGCCCAAAAGUCCUAAGCCAAAACACUGCAUUGACCAGCUUGGCUCUCAAGUAAACCCAAGUAUCUGUUAGCUGGUAUCACUUCAUAUUCCAGAGCUAAGAGGGACUUCAGAGACCAGCAGUCCAGUCCUGGCAUGAAUCUGCUCUACAGAACUCCAUCCAGAUGGUCCUCAGCUCUCUGCUCACUUGCUGUGAUGGGAGACUCCCCUCCAUCAGAGAAGUCACUAUGAAAGUUCAUCCUUAUGUUAAGUCAGUGUCUGCUCCCUGUAUCUCCUCCUGCUAGUCCUGGUUUGUCCUCGUUGUGGCCACACUUCUGUAUUCUGUGCGCCCUGAUCAGCCCUUUGGAGAUGUGGAGACAGCACUCACAGCCCUCUAAGUCUCUUGGGCCUGGUUCCUUGGGACUGAAGGUCCUACACACAGUGGACAGAGUUGUUCAGUGCAGUCAGGACAUGAGGGCAUGCUCACACCUUCACAUUGGUGAAUCCACCACUUGGAAAACGUGUUAUGAGUCUCUCCAGUGUUCUGCUGGAGCCUGGAAUUCUUCAGUAUCUUCAUUUUCUGAGUGGCCCACUGGGAAAGGGUCUGCCCACUCCCAGGCUAGUAGUAGGGCACUAGGAAGGGGAUCCUCAGAUCUCAGGUAAAGCUGGCCGUGUCCAGGGGUGAUGAAGAGGCCUCUGCAGUCUGGCAGCCAUGCCGUGUUUCCUCUAGGUCUCCUGUGUUCCCGGCCCCUGGACCUGCUCUUUUCUGUACCUAACAGAGCAGAGCUGCUUUGGCCCUCCCUCAGCCAACAGGUCUACCAGCGCCUACCCCCACCUCCCCCGACCCAACUGAGUGCAGGCCACUGUCCAGCCUGGAAGCAAAUAUGUGGAAGCAUUAGGCUGGGUAAGCAGCCUUUCUGGUCUUUAGUCUCUGUACCAGUCAGUGUGUGUUAACCUCAUAAAGAAAACACUGAAAGGGUCUAAAGGUUUUCUUUAUAUUUUAAAUUAUUUUCUCAUCUUUCAGGAGGUAGGGGAACCCAAAUAAUCAUUAACAGAUUAAAGGAAAAAUAAAAUAGAUUAUAACAAUAGAGGCAGAAAAAGUAUUCAGUUAAAUUCAACAACAAAAACAACAAACCAUAGAAACUCUUAGCAAACUAGUAAUAGAAAGAAACUACCCUAACCUUAGAAAGGACAUCAACAGAAAACCUAGAGCAAAUGAAAUGUCUGCAGUAUUCCACUGAAGAUCAGGGCAAGCUGAGGAUAUCCUCGAUACUGUGCUGGAGGACCCACCCAGCUGUGGUAAGAAGAGAAAGUAAGGCAAAAGGAUUGCAAAGAAAGAAACAACUCAUUUUUCACAGAUUAUGACUUUCCGCUCAGAAAAUCCAAAAGCAUUAAUAAGUGCUGGACUUAAGAUCAAUAUACAGAAAUCAAAUGCAUUCCAGUACACUGCAAUGUGCAAAAUACAAUUCAAGAAAAAGUACCAUUUAUAAUAGCAACGAGAAACCCCCCAAAGUAACUAGGAAUGAAGUCUAUCAAAGAUGUUCAACACUUUAAUGGGAAAUUAUUAAAUUUUGCUGAAAGGUGUUGAAGAAAGCCUAAAUUAAUGAAGACCUAUACUAUAUUGAUAGCUAGGAAGACUGCAUAUUGUAAAGAUCAUUUUCAACAAAUGUAUUUAUAAAAUUCUUAUUGAAAUCUGAACUUUUUAAAACAGACCUUAAGUUGAUUCUGAAAUCUAUAUGAUAGAACACAGGUGGGAGACUUCCUCUACCGGAUACCAUGAUGUAUUUAUAAAGCAGUGGCAGUUAGGCCAGCAUGGUCACGCCACUGUGAUACACAAAUAGACCCAUGUAUGUAUGCAUGAAAAUGUUAAUGACAGGUGGUAGUGCAAAUCAGUGGGGAAAUUAUCAACUCAUCAAGAAACGGUGCUGGGGCAACUGUUUAACUUUGUGCAAUAAAGUAACAUUCGAACCCUA
This is a messenger RNA of Equus caballus (horse), 2999 nucleotides long. It is a transcript of the gene CZIB, whose product is annotated as CXXC motif containing zinc binding protein. The record is from RefSeq and is a predicted model, not a curated record. NCBI's taxonomy places the organism in Eukaryota, Metazoa, Chordata, Mammalia, Perissodactyla, Equidae. Gene Ontology annotation, molecular function: zinc ion binding.